Molecule: messenger RNA, 1631 nt
Organism: Xylaria bambusicola
Lineage: Eukaryota; Fungi; Ascomycota; Sordariomycetes; Xylariales; Xylariaceae
Product: SGNH hydrolase-type esterase domain-containing protein
Exons: 2
Coding region: 646-1488 (280 amino acids)
Biological process (GO): triglyceride catabolic process
Molecular function (GO): triacylglycerol lipase activity
Source: RefSeq, a predicted model, not a curated record
GAUUUCUCUAAUUGCCCGAGCCUGCGUAGAAGGCUUACAUAUGUAGUAACUCUAAGUAUUAGAUCAUCAAAAAAAGAAACCCCCUAAGUUUAUCGUCAACGAACAUAUAGUGUGAGAAGCCAUCACAUUUGUUGUUGUGUGGUGAUGUGAACUGAAACCGUUGCUGUAGGUGUGGUACCUACCUACAUAAUGUACUACCUAUGUAGGUACAAAUUAGAAGCCCUGUAUCACAUGUGUACACUCCACUCCCUACUACUAGGUACAGUACUGAAUACCUACUUAGGUACAUACCGUUGAUCGGCCACAUGACUUCAAGCCACUAGGUACAUACCUAGGUAGGUUGGGAACUUGGAUAGAGGCGACGCCCACCUUCAUCCAAGGCAUUUCAAUCAUCUACUUAGUAGAGAGGUUGGAGUUUCCUUUACUCACCGCUUCCAAUCCCUUUUACUAUCCCCAUCGGCAUUUCUGCAAACAUUCAAGGUCACAGAGCACCUGUGCGUGCUUGACACGACCUAAUGAAGCCCCGGUGGUACUUGUAAGCCGCGAUCCUCAGCUAAAAAACAUUGGGCUCCGCGGCACCGGGCCUUUUCGUUGCCGUGUUGCCGCAAACAACACGUGGCAUUGAUUCAGUGCACAUCUUCUGAAAUGCCUCUUCGGAUCGCGAGCCUUGGCUCGUCCUUCGCAGCUGGGCCGGCUAUUCAGCCUGAAGAAGAUCAUAGUGCUGGCCGCUCGGCCCUCAAUUAUGCGCACAUUGUCGCCUCGCGCGUCGGCGGCAGGCUGACGGACCUCAGCGUUUGCGGCGCUACUUUAUUACACCUCCUUGACACCCCACAGUAUGCGGGAGGGCGGCGUUUCGCUCCACAGAUUGAGGACCUCCCGCCCGACUGCGAUGUUGUCCUAGUUCUCGGCGGUGGUAACGACAUCGGCUAUAUAGGGGGCAUAUUCCAGGAUACCCUGAGCCGGAGCUUUCUGGGUAGUUUGCUAUUGUACCUUCGCGGCGCCGAUGCCGCCGCUUUGCUUCAACUAGAUGUGGAUGGUCUCGCAGAGCGGUACGCGACUGUGCUCGACGCCAUCCACAACAAAGCACCCGAAGCCUACGUCCUGGUCGUUGAGUACCAGGCCGUAUUAGGCCCGGACACCCGGGCCGGCGAAGACGUCGUUUUUGAUGCCGAUCGCAUCGCCCAUCAUAGGGAGGUGGCCGGGCGACUGCUAGAAGCGACACACAAGGCCGUGCUUGGCCGUGAGGAGUGGUGCAGCACCGUGAACGUGGCCGACCGGAGCGAGGCACACGCCAUUGGGGCAGAGGACCCAUGGAUCAAUGGCUUCACCUGGAAGCUAUUUCGCGAAGGGGAUGCAUAUCAUCCAAAGCGUGAGGGUAUGUACGCUAUAGCCGACCUCGUUUAUGAUAAGAUGCUGCAGUUAGGCCUCGUGGAUCAGGAUCAAGCAAGUCGGGGUGAAGACACCGAAGAUGGUUUCGUCCUCCUCUGAAUAGCUUGUUCUUUGCUUUGGGACGUGUCUGCAAAAGGGAGGGGGGCGUGUACUCAAGAUGAAGUGCCGGCGAGGCAGACAGUCAACCUUGAAGGAAGAUCUGCAUUAUGUUCUCAUCACAUUACUUAUUGCCAAGUAUUAAG